UUCUUCCCAUUAAACUAUUUUUUCUUUUCUUUCUCUUUACCUUCCUGUUUUUCUUGCACAGCAUGAUUCUUUUUCUUUCUUCCAUUUGUUGAUCUGCCACUUUGGUCUCGAUCUUUGUCUUAAAUGGGCACUUGAGAUCAUAAAGACGUACAGGAUUUGAAGUGGGAAAAUAAGGAUUUUUAAAGAUUGUAACUUUAAGGGGAAAUUUUCGGAGCUGGGUUUUUCUUUUUAUUUGGUUAAGUGGAGUAAAUUUUGAAGAAUUGUAUUCAAUUUUGGGUUUUUUUGUUUUUUGAAUUCUGGGUUUUGAUUAUGGGUGGGUGUUUUCCUUGUUUUGGAUCAUCGAACAAGGCAGGCAGUAAUGGUGGGGGCAGUGUGAAAGAACUGAGCAAAAAGGAUUCAACUAAAGACAGCUCAGUUGGACAGCCUCAUCAUGUUAACAGAGUUAAUUCAGACAAAGCAAAAUCUCGGAGUGUUUCUGAUCCUAAGAAGGAACCAGCAGUACCUAAAGAUGGACCAACAGCAAAUAUUGCAGCACAAACAUUUACCUUCCGAGAGCUUGCUGCUGCCACGAAGAACUUUAGGCCAGAAUGUCUAUUAGGUGAAGGGGGGUUUGGACGUGUUUAUAAGGGCCACUUGGAGAGUACUGGACAGGUAGUUGCUGUCAAACAGCUUGAUAGAAACGGCCUUCAAGGAAAUAGAGAAUUUCUUGUUGAAGUUCUCAUGCUUAGCCUCUUACACCACCCAAACCUCGUGAAUUUGAUUGGUUAUUGCGCCGAUGGGGACCAACGCCUCCUUGUCUACGAGUUUAUGCCUUUAGGGUCUUUGGAGGAUCAUUUACAUGAUCUUCCAUCCGACAAGGAACCUCUGGACUGGAAUACGAGAAUGAGGAUUGCAGCCGGCGCAGCAAAGGGAUUGGAAUACUUGCAUGAUAAAGCUAAUCCUCCUGUUAUAUAUAGGGACUUAAAAUCAUCCAACAUCCUUCUUGAUGAGGGCUUUCACCCUAAAUUAUCAGAUUUUGGGCUUGCGAAACUCGGUCCUGUUGGUGACAAAACACAUGUGUCAACACGUGUGAUGGGCACUUAUGGUUAUUGUGCUCCAGAAUAUGCAAUGACUGGGCAGCUCACGCUAAAAUCUGAUGUUUACAGUUUCGGGGUAGUCUUUCUUGAGCUUAUAACCGGUCGCAAGGCCAUUGAUAAUACACGUGCUCCGGGAGAGCAGAAUCUUGUUGCAUGGGCACGACCACUUUUCAGAGAUCGUAGGAAGUUUCCAAAAAUGGCUGACCCACUACUACAAGGUCGUUAUCCCAUACGAGGAUUGUACCAAGCUCUUGCAGUUGCAGCAAUGUGUUUGCAGGAGCAAGCAGCAACAAGGCCUCUAAUAGGCGAUGUUGUGACAGCACUUACAUAUUUAGCAUCGCAAACCUAUGACCCUAACGCACCUGGCAAUCAAAGCAACAGAGUUGGUCCGUCAACUCCAAGAGUCAAGGAUGAUCGAAGGAGUAUGGCAGACGGUCUGGACAGCCCAGAUGCACGUGGACGGGUAGGUUCCCCGUCCACCCAUAGAAAUUCGCCUGAUUACAGGAAGAAGAACCAUGUUCGGGAAAUGAGCAGUGGUGCAGAGUUAAGUAGGAACGAACCUGGAGAGGGAUCAGGGAGGAAAUGGGGUAGUUUGGAUGAAUCAGAGCAGCAAGAAUCUCAUACAGACAGCCCUAUGAAUUCUGCUAGAGCAAGGGAAACAUCACGUAAUCGCGAUCUUGAUAGGGAACGAGCUGUUGCAGAGGCUAAAGUGUGGGGUGAGACUUGGAGGGAGAAAAAACGGGCGAAUGCGAUGGGUGGCUCUAAUGGAAGAAACGACUGAAACCUGCCAAAAAAAGAAAAAACUAAAUACAUGUCAUUUUGCUUAGUUCAAGCAAAAAAGAAAACAUGUUUGAAUCAUUUUAAAGGGUCAGCAGUGGCAAAAAGAAAAGCUUGAAUCCUUGACAGUCGAUCUCUCCAUUUCUACCCAGGAAAUAAGAGUUAAUUCAUGUACACAUCAUGUUGAAAGAACGCGUAGUGGAGCUGUUGAUUUAUUUGGGGGCAUUCACAGGUACAUUUCCAUGUUAAUCUAUGUAUUUAGGCUUUUUCUGUUUUUGUUGUUGAGAUUCAUGUUACUGGAGUUGCUGGGAUGAUGUGUAAUUUUUGGCCUGUCAUUUAAAUGAUACACCUUUAAAAAAUUGUCAUAA
Gossypium raimondii (Peruvian cotton) is the source of this 2221-nucleotide messenger RNA. RefSeq names its product serine/threonine-protein kinase PBL27. The record is from RefSeq and is a predicted model, not a curated record. Gene Ontology annotation, molecular function: protein kinase activity; ATP binding. NCBI's taxonomy places the organism in Eukaryota, Viridiplantae, Streptophyta, Magnoliopsida, Malvales, Malvaceae. Gene Ontology annotation, biological process: protein phosphorylation. The coding region runs from base 310 to 1857 and encodes 515 amino acids. The transcript is spliced from 5 exons.